This is a messenger RNA of Neltuma alba, 1234 nucleotides long. Its product is annotated as F-box protein SKIP24. The record is from RefSeq and is a predicted model, not a curated record. NCBI's taxonomy places the organism in Eukaryota, Viridiplantae, Streptophyta, Magnoliopsida, Fabales, Fabaceae. The transcript is spliced from 5 exons. The coding region runs from base 91 to 942 and encodes 283 amino acids. Gene Ontology annotation, molecular function: protein binding.
ACGCCGGAAAAGCCUUCUCGAUUCCAAUAACAUCUACCAUCGCAGUGGGAAGGAUCGCCGGCGAUUAAGUUGUGAAGGUGUUGUUCUCAAAUGGCCGUUCUACCGGACGAGCUGUGGAGGAAAAUUCUGGAAAUAGGAGUCCAAAGCUGCGGAUUUACCUACAAGGACCUAUGCUGCCUCUCCAUCUCUUGCCGACGCCUCCGCCGCCUCUCCGACGAAGACCCCUUUUGGAGCCACCUCCUCUCCUCUGAUUUCCCUUUUACACAAACUUCUUGUGCCAGCAAUUUUCUCGAUUCUUAUCCUUCAUCUUCAACUUCGCCGUCAUCCAAAUCCCUUUACAAAAUCAGGUUCGAGAAAGAGAAGGAGAGAAGAAUAGCCGCUCACAGGAGGGCUGUAUUUAGAAAGAAGAGUCAGAUUGCUGAACAUUUCAGAAAACUCCGAGACAUUGAGAGCCGGAUAAAUCAAGAGAGCAACAAAAUGAGAGAAAGUGCGGCAGAGUUGUCCAAUUUGCGCAAGGUCAGACAAGCCUCCGCAGCUUUGAAUGUGUGGCAACCAGAGGUUAUCCGGGGUAGGCAAAAACAGUUAGUGGAGCAAUGUGUUGUGCCUACUGAAUCUCGGAUUCACGCACUUGAGAUGGAACUUAGACUUUGCAGGCAACAGAUAAUGAACUUGAAGAAGUCACAUAAGGAUGAAAAGCACAGACUUGAUACUGCAAAGGAAGAAUUAUCUUCUUUGAACUAUCACCCUGUGAGGGAGCAUAAGUCAGAAAGUGGAGGGGAGAACAGCUACUACAUCAAGCCCAAGAAGUUGAAAAGAUGCCAUAGCUGUGAGUAUCUGAGGCAGGAGCGACCAAUAUUUGCAGGGUCGAGGUGCUGGCCAAUACUCUGCUGCAAAUUGAUGGUUCACAUGCUCAAACAGAAUCAGUUGCGGAUUCACAUUUAACGAUCCAUGCUAGCUCUUCACAUAUUAGUGAUCAUUCUAUUAUAUAUCUUACUAAAAUACAAUUUGGGUAUUCCAUGUGGGUUGGGGCUCUUGUAGCAGACAUUAUCUUUCUUCUCAUGGAGUCUUAAUUGAUUCACUGGGAAGGAUAAACAGAUGUUCUUCUCGCUAUAUUUAUCAGAAGGUACCAGUUGAGGAAAUGAAAACACUGUAUGAUUCAAAAUUUGAUGAUGUUGAUGUUCCACAGGUUUGAGACAGAUGAAAGAAGAAAACAAGUAUCUGGUUGAUUACAUUU